GUCUAAGAAUUUUAGUGUGUGUCGCAGCCGCGCCUACCUGAGCCCCAGCCAGCUAGCUAGCUAGCUCUACGCUGCCUGGCCCGGCGGGCCCGGCGGCCCUGGACGUCGAUGAUCCGGCCAGAUGAUAGUAGAGGCCGAGGUCGAAAGCGCUUGUGCAUUGUAUUUUGCGACCGGAUUUGCUGGAGUAGUGUUGCUCGCUGAUCUGCUCUGAACGUCAAUACAUUCUCAAGAACAAUGUCAAAGUCUACUUUUUUAAUUGUGGUCUUUCUCGUCACUUUUCUAGCAACAACAUAUUGUGGCGAUGCUUCAGAAGAGGAGGAGGAUGGUCCGUCACAGAAGUGGAAGAAGAAAGAUGUUCGAGAUUACAAUGAUGCAGAUCUGGAAAGAUUGUUCGAUCAGUGGGAGGAAGACGAAGAGAAAGAUCCCGAUGACUUGAUGGAACAUGAAAGACCAGCACCAAAGAUCGACUUCUCCAAGAUGGAUCCCAGCAAUCCUGAGAGUAUCCUUCAGAUGAGCAAGAAGGGCAAGACCCUGAUGAUGUUUGUGACUGUCUCAGAGGAUCCAACUAAGGAGGAAGCAGAAACCAUCACCCAGCGAUGGCAAGAUCAGCUAUUCAAUGCAAACUAUCAAAUCCAGAGAUACAUGGUGGACAGCAACAGGGCCAUCUUCCUCACCAAAGAUGGUGCCACUGCUUGGGAGAUGAAAAACUUUCUCUUAGAACAGGAUCGAUGCCAGGAGGUGACUAUCGACAACAAGAGCUAUUAUGGCAAGGGCUCUGGAAGGAUGGAUGAAAACAAACCUGCAGGGGGAAAGAAAGAUUCAAAGAGUAAGACAAAGAAAGAAAAGGGGAAGAAGAAGAAGAAGGAAAAUAAUAAGACAGAAUUGUAAGUAGAUAGCAAAAGAAUAAAGACACUUUCAUGUACUUUUGUGUUUCUUAAUGUCUUGUGUAAGUUCUGUAACACAAGUGUAUUGUGUGUAUUGUCUCUAUUGUGAACACAUUCUCUUUUGACAGUGAUACAAUCAUGAUUUGAUCGUGAGAGCUUAGAGCAAUAACUUUUUUGAAUAUGCUGUAAACAUUUCAUAAACUAUAUAUUUUCAUAAGGUGUAUCAAAUGAAUUGAAUAAUGAUUUUUUGUUUGUAUUUAUGAAAUGUAUUCCUUCCAUUUCCAUAUGCACCCUAUAUAUAAUCAAUGGUUAGUGAUGCACAACUGCUUUCUCGUCAUGUUUUUGUCAUAACUGUCUUAUUAGUACCAGGUUGCUUUCUGAUCAUGCUUUUGGAAUUGCAUACCGGUAUACACUACAAAAUUCAACCAAAAUCGUAGACACUAAUGAUAGGACAUUUUCAGAUUGGAUUAGAUUUCAAUUCUUCUCAUGCUUCAAAGUAGCUUAGCUUAGAAAUUAUAUUUGAAUCAUUGAUGGCAUUUAAGGUAGCUUUUCAUUAGAAUGUUGUGUUUGCUGGAGGGUGGCAUAAAAACAUGUAAUCAGUGCAUUUUGAUUUCAUACAUGUACCAUAAUUUGUCAAAAUUGUUAGGCCCUGUAGCUCAGAAUAUAACUGAACAUGGCUUUAUUGUUCAAAGAGAUGAAUAUCAAACUGUUUAAAUCUAUUUGUCGCUGUUUAUUUCGCUAUAAAAUCGUGUAUGUAUGUCUUUAUGUACAAAGAAAAGUGCCUUGUAGAUUCUAGAUCAAUUCAAGUUCUAUCAAUGUUGAAGGUAGACUUGUGUGUACUUCAUUAAUGUAUCUUAAUCUCAUGAACUGCCUAUAUUGUUCAGUUUGUUGCACAUGUCGUACAAUAUUUGGUCAUUAGGUACUUAUAAUUUGUUAUGUUCAUUUUACUCAGUCUGUCUCAUGGAUAAUAUGAUGUUUUGUGUAAUCUUGAUGAUUAAGGAAUCUUUGGAUAUUGUUUUUUCACAUAUAUACAUGUGUAAGGAUGGAAAAUAUGUUGCACUACUGAAAAAUUAUUUUAAAAAAUUAUUGUUUACAGAAAAUAUACACAAUGGAAAUAUAAAAAUCUCUUCAAAGUAUAGUGUAUUGCUAUAUUGUUAGAAACCAACAUGUAAAACGUUGUAAUUACGAAAAGAGUUAAACAGAAAUACACUCUUGAUUUCCUGUAAUUAUUGAGCAAGAUUUACUAUUGCUAGCAUAAUCAAGAUUGCUAAUGCUCAUGGAAUGAAUGUUAAAAAUACAGUAACUAUUAUUGGUAUGUACUGCUAUUAAUUUAUAUUGUACAUUAUUAAUCCAGAGGUACUUUAGUAACUAUUCGGCAGAAACAAAUUGGACUCACAUUGGAUAUCAAUGAGGAGUACUCAUUUAUCCAUAUCUUGUUAAAGGUACAGUGUACUGUUGAAAUUGAAAACAAAAUUUGUCAGCUUUUAAGAUGUGUAUUUUUCCAGUCUCUAUUAGAAUUAAUAAGUAUUGAUUCAAACAUAUACAGGUAUAUGUUAUCUCACAAAUCUUGCAUAGUGUAUUUUAAAAAAUUGAUUUAAAAUCAUGUUUUUAUAAUGUAUCCGAUCUUCAUGCCGUUUUAUCAUAUGGUUUUCUUAGCAUUUCUUUCUGUACUUGAACAGUUUUAUACACUGUUCUGCUUUUUUUUUUGUUUACUUGGCACAUGCAUUUUGUUACCCUUUGAUUUUGUGCAAUAGCAUCCAUAUAUAUGCAUUUCAUGUCACUUUGUUGGCCAUGUUGAUGAAUUUUUAUGAGAGUAUGUAUUUCUUUGAGCAUCUCUUUCAAUGAAUAUUUCUAUAAUAGCUGAGCCUGUGGUAUCAUGUCAUCAAUGGUCUGAUGAAGGCUAUGAGCCAACCCAACCUUUCCUUUUACCGUCAUGCAUCCAUUUUAUUUCACGUUUUGAGAUUUAUUAUGUGAGGCUACUGUAAUUAUACUAAACUCAUUAACACUUCUAUGCUGGUUGUAUUUAUUAUUGAGCAAAUUUUGAAUUCUCGUACUUGUGGAGUCCAUUAGAAAAUAAAAUACGCAUUCAAUGUGUAAUUAAUUUCUUUGAAAA
Molecule: messenger RNA, 2997 nt
Organism: Strongylocentrotus purpuratus (purple sea urchin)
Lineage: Eukaryota; Metazoa; Echinodermata; Echinoidea; Camarodonta; Strongylocentrotidae
Product: LDLR chaperone boca
Exons: 3
Coding region: 235-888 (217 amino acids)
Biological process (GO): protein folding
Source: RefSeq, a predicted model, not a curated record